Messenger RNA from Solenopsis invicta (red fire ant), 611 nucleotides. RefSeq names its product 28S ribosomal protein S14, mitochondrial (gene mRpS14). Gene Ontology annotation, biological process: translation. The record is from RefSeq and is a predicted model, not a curated record. Gene Ontology annotation, cellular component: ribosome; mitochondrial small ribosomal subunit. The transcript is spliced from 3 exons. Bases 18 to 491 code for a protein of 157 amino acids. Gene Ontology annotation, molecular function: structural constituent of ribosome. NCBI's taxonomy places the organism in Eukaryota, Metazoa, Arthropoda, Insecta, Hymenoptera, Formicidae.
UGGGUAUCAUACUUUAGAUGGCGUUCAAAACACUGUACAAAUUUUUAACAUGGGAGUUGACUCACCCCAUUCGCUUUCCAAUAAAUAUGGCGGCGCUGAGAGGUUGUGUUUCGGCUGUCUGCGACAUUCUACCAAACAAAAAUGCCAUAAAUUUACUUGGACAUGGCUUGCAACAGUUACGAAACUACGUCGGCUGCAGAGUGAUUCGCGAUCAGAAACGUAGGAGAUGGGCAAAGGAGUAUGCAGAAGAACGAUUGCGAUUGGUCGUCUUGAAGCGUAAUGAUAUCCUGCCAAUCGAGAUAAGAGAGCUCGCUGGCAAGCAAAUAGAUGAGACAAUUCCCAGACAGACUGCGUUGAGACAAUUAACACCAAGAUGUGUGGUGACGUCUCGAGGCCGAGGUACAGUACAACGGUGGAGGCUAUCGCGAUUCAUCUUUCGUCACCUGGUCGACUAUAAUAAAAUGGCUGGAGUGCAACGUGCCAUUUGGUAGAAUGAUUUACGUAUCUUGGACUAUAUAUUACUAGCCUGUUGUUGAAUUAAUGAAGCAUAAAUGAUACAUGAUGGAAUAUGUGAAUAGAAUUAAAUAAAUCAUCGUUACUAUAUUUUCCUA